Kluyveromyces lactis is the source of this 1089-nucleotide messenger RNA. It is a transcript of the gene RTT103, whose product is annotated as Rtt103p. Bases 1 to 1089 code for a protein of 362 amino acids. Lineage: Eukaryota; Fungi; Ascomycota; Saccharomycetes; Saccharomycetales; Saccharomycetaceae. Gene Ontology annotation, cellular component: RNA polymerase II, holoenzyme. Gene Ontology annotation, molecular function: RNA polymerase II C-terminal domain binding. The record is from RefSeq and is a predicted model, not a curated record. The transcript has a single exon. Gene Ontology annotation, biological process: mRNA 3'-end processing.
AUGACUUUUUCCCGCGAACAAUUUGUCAGUAAAGUACAGAGUUUAGAUGAAACUCAGGAUUCAAUAGUGAACACAUCCAAGUGGAUGUUAACUCUAUACAAAGAUGCGGAUAAAGUGGCGACCGCUUGGACAGAAUACUUGCAUAAAAGUUCCAUCAGUACAAAGCGAAAGCUAUUAGUGGUGUAUUUGGCAAAUGAUAUAGUCCAACAAGCGAAGCAUAGACAAGUACCUAACUUUGAUAAGAGCUUUGGCAAUGUUUUGCCAUCUGCGUUAGAGAAAGUAUAUGCAGAUUUUCCAACUGAGCUUAGAGCUAAGGUAAAACGCGUUGUAGGUAUUUGGAGACAGCGUAAGGUUUUAUCAGAGAGUGUUUUGGAUGAAAUUGACCGAAGGCUAGAUGUAGCAGGUAAAAUAACACCAUCAAGUUCAACAACUGCUCAAAGGAGUAAAGAUAAAGUUGAUAAAAGAUGGGGGCAGCUAUCAUCCCUGUAUGACAAUAUUGAACAGAAUCAAAAAAGUGGUAAUACCUUGAGGUUAAGAUUUGAUAAAUCUCUUGAGGCAUUGGACCCUAACAGCGUAGUCUACGCUGAAAACUAUAAUGUUAUCAGCAAAAUAGGUAGCUCAGUUAAGGAAUCAUUGACAAAAUCUAUAGACUUCAGAUCAACUCUAAUAAAAGAGCUAGAGAAGUUGAUCACCGAACAAAACGCUUUGGUAAAUAAAGAACAAGACUCUAUAAAUGAAAUUGAUUCUAUAUUAGUAGACAAAGAUCCAACGACAAUCGCUCAGUCUACAAAUUCAAACGAUGCUGAUUUAUUACCAACAUACGAAAAUAGUGAUGAUGAUGAUGACGACAAACACAGCAGCGAAAACGAAGAUGAAGUUGCGAACAAAAAGCGUUCUGUCUCUCCAGAAAAACAAUCUGAUCUCGGUUCAACGUCAGACAAAUCCUCGAGCGAGGAGCCCACGAUGAAAAAGAUGAAGACUGAUGAACUAAAGCAAGAAGAACCUACUCCCUCGACCUCACCUUCAAAAAGCAAUACUGGGGCCAUCGCCUCUAGUAUACAAGAUCUAUUAAGUAGAUUGGCAGAUUAA